Molecule: messenger RNA, 630 nt
Organism: Parnassius apollo (apollo)
Lineage: Eukaryota; Metazoa; Arthropoda; Insecta; Lepidoptera; Papilionidae
Source: the annotation of a GenBank genome assembly
AUGUUCGUGGGCAUUGUCGUCAUCUUUGUUGUAUCGUGGGCCGCGGCUCAGGAACAUGCAUUGAGCACAGUGUCUCCACAAAACUCUCAACCGUUCCCAUUUUUGGAUUUGCUUACGGAUUCGUCGAAUUACUAUCCCGAUAUUCGAAAAACGUACUCCGAUACCGGUUAUCACGCUUCAUGUCCAAAAACAGAUACGCUCGCAUCGUUCGCCAGUGUUCUAUCGAGCGCCGCUAAAAUAGUGCUAUCAGCUGCAAUUAUAAUGUUAGUGAAGUUAUUAGCUGGAAAAUUGUUAUUGUUGCCCAUAAUAGUAAUGGUUAUUGCCAAAUUGGGUUUGAAAACUCUGUUACUGUGGCCACUCAUAACGAAAAUGAUUAAAUAUUUUAAGAAGCAAAAAAAGGGCUUAAAAUCAAGAGUUAUAACGGAUUGCUCACAAAGAUUCGCCUGUGUGAUUCAGAAGUCUUCCCAGACGGGUUGGAGUAGUAAUAUUGGUGCUGCGAUAGCGUUUUCUCUAAUAGACGACAUAGAAGAAGAUAGUGCGUUCGCUAAAAGCGUACUCAGCAUGUUAGCUGGAGACAAGGUCGCAAAAUGUAUGUCAGUGGAAUGUACUACCGGUGUCGACAUUAGCUGA